Molecule: messenger RNA, 1926 nt
Organism: Poecilia reticulata (guppy)
Lineage: Eukaryota; Metazoa; Chordata; Actinopteri; Cyprinodontiformes; Poeciliidae
Product: beta-1,4-galactosyltransferase 3
Biological process (GO): carbohydrate metabolic process
Cellular component (GO): Golgi apparatus
Molecular function (GO): galactosyltransferase activity
Source: RefSeq, a predicted model, not a curated record
CCCCCCCCCCGUUGUGGGCGGUGUGGGACUCGUGGUGAAGGGGAGGGAACCUCCUGCUCCUCUCAGACCGCCUUCACUUCACAAACACGGCGCCGCGGCUGCGGGAAGCACCGUCCGACCCCCACGCCUCCUCUCUCGAACCUGGUCGCCACGGCAACGGGCCAGCGAGUCCUGCGGGCCGGCAUCGUUGUUCCAGAACAGGCUGUAAUCCUCGCUCCCUUUGUUCCGGCGGCGGCCCACGGGGGCCAUGACAGGGGGGCGGCAGCAGAACCAGCCGACGGUGGCAGAAUGAGCGGGCCGGGCCGCCCGCGGGCCGGAUCUUCACCGCACUGCGAGCCGGACCCCCAGAGGUCGGCCGGCUGCUGACCUGCAGCGGCGAUGAGCUGAAGCAUCGCCAGGCGCUCGUUUCCUCUCGUGCCGGUUGAUACUUCCUGUUUCCUGUCUGGGGGGGACGUUUCCCCCCACACGCCUGCCAAAAGUGCCUUCCUGUCCCUGAACUGAUCCGUUUCGCCUCACCUCCUCACCUGGACCCUUCAGAACCGCUUCGUUCGUCCAGCAGUCGCCAUGGUUACCCUGCAGUCCAAGUGGCGCUUCCUGUUCAUGUUCCUGGGCAUCCAGCUGGUCGUCAUGGCGCUGCUGUCCCGGGAGGGAUACCACAAGCGGGUCAGCUACUUUAUCCGGAUCUUCCGUAAGGGCGAGGCGGCCGGCCCGGUCCGGAACCGCACCGGCGCCGUGCUGGGCGGCGGGGACGUCUACGCCAACCUGUCCCAUCUGUCCCGGGGACACGGCCACGCCGACGACAUGCCUUACUGCCCCAAGACGUCCCCGCUCAUCGGCGGGCCGAUCCACGUCAGCUUCCCAUCCGGCCUGACCCUGGCCCAGGUCCAGAGGAAGAACCCCCUGGUGGUGAGGGGGGGGCGGUACCGGCCGCCGGACUGCGAGGCCCGCCACCGGACCGCCAUCAUCAUCCCGCACCGCCACCGUGAGCAUCACCUCAAGUUCCUGCUCUACUACCUGCAUCCGUUCCUGCAGCGGCAGCAGCUCAGCUACGGCAUCUACGUCAUCCACCAGGCGGGGAAUUACACCUUCAACCGGGCCAAGCUGAUGAACGUCGGCUUCCGGGAGGCGAUGAGGGAGGAAGACUGGGACUGCCUCUUCUUCCACGACGUCGACCUCAUCCCCGAGGACGACCGCAACCUCUACGUCUGCGACGCCAACCCCAAGCACGCCGCCAUCGCCAUGGACAAGUUUGGCUACAAGCUUCCGUACAAAAUGUACUUUGGAGGCGUGUCGGCUCUGUCGCCGCUGCACUACCUGAAGAUGAACGGCUUCCCCAACAACUACUGGGGCUGGGGCGGCGAGGACGACGACAUCGGCGUCAGGGUGUCUCUGGCGGGGAUGUUCAUCAGCCGUCCGUCUCUGAAAGUCGGCCGCUACAAAAUGAUCAAACACAAGCUGGACAAGGGCAACGACGUGAACCCCAAGAGGUUCAACAUGUUGGCGAAGACGCGUCAGACCUGGAAGAUGGACGGCAUGAACACGGUGGAGUACGAGGUCGUCUCCAGGGACUACCUGCCUCUCUACACCAACAUCACCGUCAACAUCGGGACGGAGUCCGGCCUGCACCCGCCUGCGCCGAAGCCCGCUGCAGCACAGAAACCCGCUGCAGCACAGAAACCCGCUGCAGCACAGAAACCCGCUGCAGAAAAAGCUGUUGCUGAGAAACUUGCAGCCAAUUCUUCAACCAAACUCCAGGAGAAACUUGCUGUGAAAUAAUCCUGUUGGUGUGAUUUCUGGUAGAAUGAAGCGAUAGCUCCCCCUUGUGGCUCCUGCGGUCGUCUGGAGCUGCGGAGAGGAGGAACCCGGUUGGACUCUGUGAGUUUGUGUGUCAGGCGCUGUCGCCGCUGUAUAAACCAUGAGGCCUUA